Messenger RNA from Drosophila subobscura, 3956 nucleotides. Its product is annotated as mastermind-like protein 2. NCBI's taxonomy places the organism in Eukaryota, Metazoa, Arthropoda, Insecta, Diptera, Drosophilidae. Bases 143 to 3646 code for a protein of 1167 amino acids. Gene Ontology annotation, biological process: intracellular calcium ion homeostasis; calcium ion transmembrane transport. The transcript is spliced from 5 exons. The record is from RefSeq and is a predicted model, not a curated record. Gene Ontology annotation, molecular function: calcium channel activity.
CUGGUUGCGGUUCCCUCAAUUGCUGCGCGCGUGUCUCUUUGUGCUUGUGCGUGUAUCCUGAAAUAUAACUACAAGGAUAUACCAAUAAACUGCUGCCUCAUUUGCCUCAUUUGGAUUAGGACUUUGUUUUCAUCCUGUCGCGAUGAGGACUUUGCCAUUGCUGUUGGCGCUGACGCUGCUGGCCAUUGGAGCCGUCGCAGCAGCUUCCGCGUCUACCAAGACCACGGCCAAGACCAAGACCACCGCUUCCACCACCACCACAACAAUAACAACCCCAAAGCCAAAGAGCGAGUCCAAGAUAAAGGCUGAGGCUGAUAAGCCAACCAAGAAGACAUCGCCAUCUGCAAAGCCAUCGUCCACGGCUGCCACCACAAGGCACUCGAAAGCGCUGAAGGCAGCCUUGAGUCCUGGCGAGAGCCGCGGCAAGAGGACGCUCUUUGACUUUGGCAAUGCCGGCUAUCUGUAUCCGGAGGUGGCCAGUAGGAGGUCCGGCUAUGUGGACAACACAGCUGGCUAUUAUCCGCAGACUGGCUACUACAGCGGACAGAACGCCAUUGCUCAAUUUCCGGGACACUUUGGACCGGCAUAUGCGCCAUAUCCACAGUACCUGGAGGCCCCCGAGCCCAUAAUCGAGAUCAUUAUCAAGGAUGCCAAUGAGACGCUCGCCGAGGAGCCGGCCCAGCCGAUAGUGACCAAGAAGAGGAGGAAGAAGGAGAAAGUGCAUGUGUUCUACGUGAACUACAAGAAGGAUCAGAACAACAAGCUGCACCUGGAGUCGCCUAUAGCCUCCCUGAACAACGAUGACAACGAGGAGGAAGAGGAGGAGGAGGAGGAGGUGAUCCAGUACCCAGUGACGCCUCUGCCGCCCCUGAAGCCCACCACCCUGCGCACCAUCAUCCACCCCGACUCCGAGAAGUAUCACAGCAACUCCGGAAUCCACGUCUCCUUCGGUGCGGAGAACAAACACCAGACUGGGCACAUUCUGGAGGAGCACGAUGCCGAGAGCAUUCAGCGACAGGUGGUGGCUCUGCCGCUCCCAGUGACUGGCCACAAGACACAGGACGGCAGCUAUCCCGGAAACACCCGGGCCGACUAUGGCCGUGAGAGCAGCUUCAGUAGGAGUCCAGGACCCAUCGCAAAUCUGCUCUUUGGAGCUGGAGGUGGAGGUGGAGGCAGCGGCAGCUCCAACAACUACCACCAGCAGUCACCACUGCACUUCCAGGGCCACCAGCAGCUUCCCACGCAGCACGGAAGCAAUUACUUCAGACCCCCAUCCGCCCUGGUGGGGCCGCCACACUCCUAUCAGAAGCCGGCGACACAGACGCAUCCACAGCCCCCACAACAGCCACAGCAGCAACUGCAGCAGUCACAGCAGCAGCACCAACAGCCACAGCAGUCUCGUCCCAGCAUCACGCAGCAGCAACUGCCUUCCACCUCGUCUCAGACGAUCUUUAACAAGUUGGUCCAGCAGUCGCAAUUCUACGUCAAUCACAAUCAGCAGUAUCCGUCGCAGCACCAAGGCCAGCCACACCAGCAGCAGCAGUACCAGAAACCACCUCACAAGCAGGUCCAGGUGCCAUUCUUCCCCACGAUUCCACCUAAGACACAGGACCUGUCAUCGCGCCCCAGUCCAGCGCCAUAUCAUCCGAUCAAGUUCCGUCCAACACCAGCUCCGACGACGCACGCCAAGCCCUUGCCACUGCCUGUUAAACUGGACAAUGCAAACUACCAGCAACAACAGCAACAGCAGCAGCAGCAGCAGCAGCAACAUUAUCAAACACAGCAACAACAACAGAAGGUACCACAGCCCUAUCAGUUCGUUCGACAGCCCCAGUUUGUGCAGCAGCCGCAGUUUGUGGUGCGCUCCCCCACGCCCGUUCCGGAAUAUUACCCACAGCAGCAGCACCAACAAUCGCAGCAGCAGCAUCGCCAGCAGCAACAGCAACAGAAGACCAUUCAGAGCACCCUUAACUACUUCGACAUCAAGCCAUCCAAGGAGACAGAGCUCUUAAAAUCCAUACCCAAGUACGAGCAGCACAUCACCGAGACCGUGCAGAAUCCCAUAGCUCCCUCCCAGCAGCAUCAGCAGCAGCAGCAACAUCAUCAUCAGCAGCAGCAGCAGCAGCAAUUCAGUUACAGCAGCACCCGUAAUGAGGUGAUCCAUGAUGUGCCCGCUCCCAAUCUUACACCCUCUGCCCAACAGCCAGUCUCCGGCCAUUACAUAACCGCAAGCUCAGGUAGCGCCCAACAUCAGCAGCAACAGCAGCAGCAACAACAACAGCAAUCUCACUUUGCCAGCUUUCCCAGCGAGGCUCCGGUCCAGCCGCCCGUGUAUGCGGAGUCUACGCAUGGCCAAAAGGUAAUGGUGGUCACACCAGUGCCCCCAUCUGCCAACUAUGUGACCUACAAUCAAUAUCCGCAGGCGGCAAACGAGCCCGUGGUCCAUGUGAACUCCCAGUCAGCCGCUCUGCAGGCCCAGGCCAGCACUCACUUUGCUCAGCAGCCCCGGCAGCCAACUGGCUCCCAGAUCAGCGCCCCCUCGACGGACCACUCGCCCUUCAGUGUCUCCACCUUCCACUCGGAUGUGUUCAAAGAGCUUGAGCAGCGAAACCAGCAGGAUGCGCAGUCACAGCAACAGCUACAGCUGCAGGUACAGUCACAGCAAGUGCAGCAACAACCAAGUGCCGCUUCAGUACCAACUGGUACGGCUGCUGCCCCAUCGGCAUCCUCUCCCAAUGGAAAGGCCUCACAGACACUGCUCCAACUUCCCGACGAAGUACCCGACGAUCUGCGCCAGCAACUGUUCUCCUCUGGCAUCCUAAACAACGCCGACAUCUCGAUCCUCGACUAUGACAAGCAAGGGGACAUUGCCCUGGAGAACCUUCCCGCCGAGCAUCUGCAGCACUUCUAUGGAGCCGGCGGCGGCGCCCAGAUUGCCGAGACCAACAAGGUGCUCACCGUGGUCAAGCCAAAUGGAGACAAGGUUGGGCUCAGCGAGAAGCAGAUUGAUCGCGUCAAGCAGAGCAACUCCCUGCCCCAGAAGCAGAAUCUGGACGUAAAGGUGGUCCGCUAUGAUGCGGGACAGAGCCAGAGCGUCAGCGAGAAGUAUGUUCGCACUGAUGCCACGGUGGUGACCCCCGUGGACCUGACCGAGCGACAGCAGUACAACCGCUACCUGCCCCUGAAGAUAAACGGAGCCCAGUUCCCCAUUCCAGACAGCGAGGAGCUACAGGGCAAGAAGAUCGUCAGCGUGGUCGUCCUGGCGCCCGUCGACUCUCAGCCAGGCAGCAGUGAGGGGCGCAGUGUGGACAACAAGGAGGUCAAGUUCUUGGGCGGAGAUCUCAUUAAAACCCUGGUGAAGAAGCCCACUAAAGACAACUUCAAGCGUUGGCUGGAGAAAGAGUCUCGCACGGACCUCGAGCUGCAGUCCGUUGUUCUGCUGGUAACUAGGACCAGCGACUCAUCCGCGGAUCAGGAGAUCUUCAUGUACGACAUCGGCACGGGCAGUAUCAAUCGAUUGAACGGGGAGCUCUCGAGCACCUUCGUCAGCGUGGCCGAGGAGAACGCCAGCAGCGAGGAUCUUGAACAUGCCGCCACUCUGGACCACAGCUCGCUGGAGUCCAUGAUGCAUCUGCGACGCAGAUAAAUUGAGUCGCAACCGCAGUCCACAACAAAAUGCCAUUUAGCUACUCUUCACAUCAUCGUGCACACCGUUCCACAAUUUCGCCUUAUUUUUUUCCUCCUUUUACCACCCUCCUUCCUUAGUUUUGCGUUCCGUCUCUUCUCUUCUUGAGCUAUCAUCAGGUUGCACAUUUCCAGCAAAAGAAAAGAGAAUCAUGCUUCAUUGAUCACGGCAUUGCAUCCCCAAGUCCACUCGUAGUAUUUCCAUUUUGUAAAUAUUCUAUGCUGAUGUUACAAUUAUCUUAAUUUAAGUUAAUUUACGUAAAACAAUCAAA